AUGGCUGACGAGUCGCCCAGUAUUCAAAAUCUAAUUGAGGAGCUCGGGUUUCCUCCAAGCGAGCACCAAUUCUUGCUUCGUCUCUUCGGCUCAUCCGAUCCAUUUGCUGGGCUUCCUGGUACAGAUCUAGAGCCCAGUCACAGCCGAAAUCAACCUGGCCAACUCAGUUCUACCAGCAUUGCUCAUAGACUUGCAUCUACUAGGCUCUGGCAAGCUAUUCCUCCGCUCAGUGGUGAACGUGCCAAUCAGUUUCGUCUACCACCCACCCACCGUCCUCCUAGUGGCUUUCGCGAAGGCUUGGAAGGCAGAGAUCUAGUUCAAUACGGAGAAGAGUGGACUUCUCUCAUCGCCGCCGAUUCAGAAUCUCUGUUCUCCGAGUUACUCCAACAGGUUGUAUCGGACGAACAUCCCUGCCUUGAGUCCUCUGAGCUUCCCGAACACCAUAAGACAUCGGAGAAAGUUGCACGCCCUGAAUCAGUUGGACUGCCAAGCCCAUCAGUCUAUGACAGCGAAAUAGGUGAGCCGCCCGACUCUGUUUUUAAUCUCAACGACACCCUUGGAACCCAAGGCAAUUUCAAAAAGUCCCAGGAUCCGAGGACAUUAAAGGAACCCGGGAGCUUUGAGCAAUUACUUCAAUCAUUUCCAGUCCCUCCCGGUCGCAACCAAACGGUCGGGGACCAAAGUUUCUCCCACGUUUCUUCUGACUCCCAACGAGUGCUACCGAAAGACAGUGCCCAGGCUAAUACGUCGACUGUCUCCAGUACUCAAAUCGAAUCUGUGGCCAGCCUACCUCGGAUUUCCCGAUUCUCCGAAGAAUUGGAUAACAAUAAUUCGAUCAGAGAGCAAGAUUCUUCCAACGUUUGUGCCAAAGCUAGUACAUCUGCACUCGACACCAGUGGGCUAGGGAAUACCUCAACUAGUUCUUCUGGAAUCCCUCCGUCGUCUACUAUCGAUACCUCAACCGUCGUUAACACUCGGAACGUUUCCUUUCGAGUCCCUUCCCUGUCCCCCAGGGCCUCUUUCAGAGAGUUACAUCCCCCAAUCGACCAUCACCAGGGACAACAAGCGAAGCUUGACAGCUCCCACCAGGCCCACGAUCGUGCAAAUAAGUACACUGCUUUCCCUGAAUACCAUCCACAAGUUCGUCCGAUCAGCUACGUGAUCAGACGGCAGCGCCCCUUCAAGCCUAUCUUCGAAGGGCGCCCCACACCAACAGCUUCCCCUCGAUAUUACCAAAAGACGCCUCUCCGUAUCUCUUCUCGUCCGUCGACAACCUCUUUCGCCUCAGGGAAAAGGAGCGUACGAAAGUGCAAAAGAGUCUUGAAACAUCUUGUGAAGAGGCUCAAACAUCUGUUUUGUCAAGCCCGCAAAAGCCCGGGCACUCCAUCCACACUCAAUCGUUAA
Messenger RNA from Penicillium concentricum, 1404 nucleotides. RefSeq lists its product as uncharacterized. The record is from RefSeq and is a predicted model, not a curated record. Lineage: Eukaryota; Fungi; Ascomycota; Eurotiomycetes; Eurotiales; Aspergillaceae. The transcript is spliced from 2 exons. The coding region runs from base 1 to 1404 and encodes 467 amino acids.